GGUGUCAUGGCGGCCUCCAUUGCGGCUUGUCGUCCUGCAACAGCGAUGCUCGGCCUGUCUAUUAGAGAGAUCUCCCAGGCACUGAGGGAGGGGAGGGUAUCUGCCACUGAACUCUGCAAGAAAUGCAUCAACCAACUACAGAGGACGCAUUAUCUCAAUGCUUAUAUCACCAUCACAGAGGAGAAAGCCAUGGAACAAGCACAGAGAUCAGACAACAGGCUACAAACAGGUAAACCUCUUGGUCCUCUGGACGGAAUUCCCUUCUCUGUGAAGGACAACUUCUGCACAGAGGGCAUCGAGACUACCUGUGCUUCAAACAUGCUUAAAGGUUACAUUCCUCCAUUUAAUGCAACAGUUGUGCAAAAGCUGUUGGAUCAAGGUGCAGUUCUUGUUGGAAAAACAAAUUUAGAUGAGUUUGCAAUGGGAGCUGGCAGUACAGAUGGAGUGUUUGGUCCAGUUCGGAACCCAUGGAGCUAUGCAACCCCAUACCGUGAGCGGAGCCGGGGAGAUCCAGAUUCUGAUUGGGCAAUCACAGGAGGAAGUUCAGGUGGAAGCGCAGCAGCAGUGGCAUCUCUAAGCAGCUUCCUAGCGUUAGGGUCUGAUACAGGAGGCUCUACACGAAACCCUGGUUCCCUCUGUGGAGUUGUGGCUCUGAAACCCACUUAUGGCCUGCUCUCCCGACAUGGACUCAUCCCUCUGGUGAACUCAAUGGAUGUGCCUGGAAUCAUGACCAGGAGUGUCUAUGAUGCUGCUACAGUUUUGAGGAUUCUGCAGGGUCGAGAUGAGAGGGACUCAACAACUGUCCAGGCACCCAGCACCCCACCCAGUCUUCCUGAACAUUUUGACAUUAAAGACUUAUGUGUUGGCAUACCAAAGGAGUAUCACGCCCCAGGCAUGUCAAAGGAAACUCUGACCCAGUGGAGUCGAGUCGCAGCCAUGUUUGAGAAGGCGGGAGCGAGGGUACAGGAAGUGUCUCUCCCACACACACAGCACUCCAUCGUCUGUUACCACGUCCUGUGUUGCUGUGAGGUAGCAUCCAAUAUGGCACGAUUUGACGGCCUUGAAUACGGCCAUCGCAGUGCAGUCGACAGCUCUACAGAUGCCAUGUACGCCACCACAAGACAUGAAGGCUUUAACAAUGUUGUCCGCAGAAGAAUCCUCGCAGGGAACUACUUCCUUCUGAAAAAAAAUUAUGCGCAAUACUUUGUGAAGGCUCAACAGAUCCGGCGUCUCAUCGCUGAGGAUUUUAAGCGUGUGUUCCGCUCCGGCAUAGAUGUUCUCCUCACACCCACGACACUUGGCGAUGCAGCAUGCUACUCUGACUUCAUACAGGAAGACAACCGAACCCGCAGUGCACAGGAAGACGUCUUCACCCAACCUGUCAACAUGGCAGGUCUGCCUGCCAUCACUGUUCCAACGGUCCUCUCACACAGAGGUCUUCCCAUCGGCCUGCAGCUGAUUGGUCAGGCACUACAGGACUGGAAGUUGUUGACAGUAGCCCACUGGAUGGAGCAACAGCUCAAAUUUCCAAUGAUCCAUUUCCAUGAAGCCUCAAAUGAGAUCGAGGUGGACAGCGCAAUCAGAGAAUGCAGGCAUACUGUGGGACCAUAACACUGAGACAGAACAUUUAAAGAACAGGGGAACUGAAAUUUGGUGUCAAUGUACAAACCAGAAGUGAAAACUUCAUCCUAGUGCAACAACACACUAUAAUGUAUAUAUGAGUCUCCAUAUCCUGUAAGCAGUGUUUUAUGAUUUCACAUAUUAAUUUGCCUUCCUCAAAUAACUGGUCAUAUUUAAUGCGUUAGUGCUAUGAUCAGUAGAGCCACUGACUCGAAAGCAAAUAUAUUAAAUGUACCAAUGUAAUACAAGUUAAGCUCCAUCUACAGCAUUUGUGAUAUAUUAUUGAUUACCACAAAAAUUAAUUUUGACUUGCCAACCCUUUCUAAAAAAACAAAAAGGAAAAAUUGGGGUUCCAGUGAGUCACUUACAAUGGAAGUGAAUGGGACCUAUCGUAAGUGUUAAAUACUCUUUCAAAAGUAUAGCCACAAUACAAACAAUAUGCUUGUUAUCGUGAUUUCAGGACUAUGUGUACUAACCCUAAAAUGACUAAUGAUUUGUUAAACAACUUUACAGCUCUAAUAAUAGACGUUUUAAAAGAAGAAUGAAUGAAAGGGAUUUUAAUGAAAUUAUAAGCUUCAAAUGUUUGCCUUUAAACCCCCCAGCAAAAUACAUGAAUACAUUUUUGUGGUAAUCUACAUCAUGCCACAUAUGCUGUCGAUUGAGCUUGACUUGUAUUGAACCCGGAAUAUUUCUUUAAUGUGAAUUUAAACGUUACAAAUUGUAACUGUUAUAGCAGUUUUCACUAGCACUUUUUGUGCUGUAUUCAUGGCUGGUGGCUUUUACUUUAAACAGAUUUUUGUAAAAGAAUGAAAUUCUGAAGGUAAAAACUGAAUGAAGGUACAAAAAACCUCUUUGUCUUUUCUACAAUCCAACAACAUUAUAAAAAAAAAAGUUUGAUACAAUUUGCACAACAGAAACCCAAGUAGCAAUCAUUGUGUUUUGCACAGUUUAACCACACUCUUGAGGAAAGAACACACAUCCUGUUUCUAACGAAAAAUGACACCCUCUUAUACCACUGCAGUUGAGCUUAUAUUCCAUGUGUGAGGUUUGUGUUUUUAAAAUGUAUUUAUGGCGGUAAAGGUUGUUUAUAGAAUAAAGGCAGAUGGAUUAGUAUAUUGUCUUCACUGAUGUGGUAAGCACACUGUCAUGUGGCCCUUAUAGGGAUAUUUCACCCAAAAAAGAAAAUUCUCUCAGCAUUUACUCAACCUCAUUCCGUCCCAGAUGUGUAUGACUUUCUUUUUACCUGGAGAACACAAAUGAAAAGAUUUUUAGAAGACUAUUUCAAUGAA
This is a messenger RNA of Xyrauchen texanus (razorback sucker), 2909 nucleotides long. RefSeq names its product glutaminyl-tRNA amidotransferase subunit QRSL1 (gene qrsl1). The transcript has 11 exons. Gene Ontology annotation, cellular component: glutamyl-tRNA(Gln) amidotransferase complex; mitochondrion. The record is from RefSeq and is a predicted model, not a curated record. Gene Ontology annotation, biological process: mitochondrial translation; glutaminyl-tRNAGln biosynthesis via transamidation. Lineage: Eukaryota; Metazoa; Chordata; Actinopteri; Cypriniformes; Catostomidae. Gene Ontology annotation, molecular function: glutaminyl-tRNA synthase (glutamine-hydrolyzing) activity. Bases 7 to 1611 code for a protein of 534 amino acids.